Molecule: messenger RNA, 1436 nt
Organism: Cuscuta epithymum
Lineage: Eukaryota; Viridiplantae; Streptophyta; Magnoliopsida; Solanales; Convolvulaceae
Source: the annotation of a GenBank genome assembly
UGACAGACAGAAGAAGUGUCAUUUGGGUAGACAAGUUGAUGCUUUUUCAAAACCACUCGAGCGAAGUUUCGUAUCAGGUUUCUUCUUCGCGGUCCUCUUAUAGUGCUAGGUUUAUCAGCUCGGCCACUUAACCGUAACAAGGCUAACAAAUUCUGUAAACUCGCCAUGGAUGUUGAGGCCGCGGAGCUCCAGGACUGGGAAGUUCUCUUACCCGACCCGAUUUCGGCUGAUUCGGGUUUAGGUGAUUCUGAUGAGAGCCCAAAGGCUUUAGAAGAAAUCGGAGCCGACUCUGUAGGUACUAUACAUGCCAAUUACUUCUCUUUAGGUACUAGGGAGAGUUAUAUGGGCAGUGUUGCUGAUGUCAAUGUGAGCGAGGCGGGUUCCGAGGCCUCUGACAGUCCGAGUUGGAUUGAUCCCAGGUCGGAGGCCGGAUACCCGAGGAAGGAAUCCGGAGAGUCUUGGCCCGACUCGGGCAGUGACGGGUCGGAGGAUCGGACGUUUGAGGGUAAAGGUGAAAUGGGUGUUCUCCCGAAAGAACCGGUUCGAGAGGGUUUUGAUGGGAUCCAGGAGAUAAGAUGUGGGUGCGGGAAGAACGAUUCUGGUGAUGGAUUGAAGAUUGAGCAGUUUGAAGAGUCCCCCGGAAUUGAAGGAGAUGCAGAUUUGGAAGCUGCGGGACAAAAGAACGAAUCUGAAGCUGUGGAAAGUGCGUGGAAGAAGCCAGAUGAAGUAAAGAGGAGUAGAAGUGUGGUGUGGUGGAAGGUACCUUUUGAUUUUCUCAAGUAUGGUGUUGUGUUCAGAUCUAGUCCUAUCUGGAACUUCUCGGUGGCUGCGGCUGCUGCUUUAGGCCUUGCUUUUUUGGGCCAAAGGUUGAUGUAUAAGAUGAUGUUGAAUAAGAAGAAGAAGAAAGUCAAGAACUUGGAGCUGAAUAUCACAGUGGAUGACAAGAAGGUGUCUCAGUUCAUGAGCGGUGCCACACGUCUUAAUGAAGCAUUUUCCAUGGUGAAGCGGGUCCCUGUGAUCCGAUCACAGUUGCCGGCAGCUGCAGUUAUUCCAUGGCCUAUAAUAGCUUUGGUAUAGGAUGUAAAAACGUUUCAGGGAAACAUGGUUUAUAUAAUUCUCUAUGUUGUAUUUUGUGCUUUUGUAUAAUAUACACUCCUUAUACUAUGUACGUAUACCCUACCCUACACAUGAAUCAACUUCAGUGUAAACGUCAGCAGACAUGUGUACAGUUCGGAUGCUACUCCGUAUUUUAUACUACUCACUAUCUGCUCUUGUUGUCAACACAGGUUAGUGCUCCUACUAAUUAGCUACUGUAAUGAAGUGAAGUAGUAAUAAAAUCCCGAUUCCCGUGCAAAAUGUUUGUGGCAUCUUACACUGUCCACCACCUUGGCUCACUAUAUUUCACAGUGCUCAUCAUAUCACAUCACUUGUGUAAA